Messenger RNA from Urocitellus parryii (Arctic ground squirrel), 513 nucleotides. RefSeq names its product olfactory receptor 52J3-like. Gene Ontology annotation, molecular function: G protein-coupled receptor activity; olfactory receptor activity. Gene Ontology annotation, cellular component: plasma membrane. The record is from RefSeq and is a predicted model, not a curated record. Lineage: Eukaryota; Metazoa; Chordata; Mammalia; Rodentia; Sciuridae. Gene Ontology annotation, biological process: G protein-coupled receptor signaling pathway.
GUGCUGGCAGGCAUUACUGUGGGAAUCAUAAUGCGUCCUGUUCUGCUCAUGCUGCCCAUUUUGUACCUAACCUAUCGUCUGCCCUUCUGUGAAGCUCGAAUUAUUGCCCACUCUUACUGUGAGCAUAUGGGCAUUGCCAAGUUGGCCUGUGCGAGCAUUCGCAUCAAUGCCAUCUAUGGCYUGUUUGUGGCUUCUUUCCUYGUCUUGGAUUUGGCACUGGUUGGCAUCUCCUAUGYCCACAUUCUCCGUGCUGUUUUCCGCCUCCCAUCACGAGAUGCCCGCCACAAAGCACUGAGCACUUGUGGCUCACAUGUUGGGGUCAUGUGUGUUUUCUACACCCCAUCCCUCUUCUCCUUUCUUACCCACCGAUUUGGCAAAAAAAUUCCCCGUUAUGUCCACAUCCUUGUUGCCAACCUGUAUGUGGUUAUCCCACCUGCCCUCAACCCCAUUAUCUAUGGUGUGAGGACCAAGCAGAUUCGUGAGCAUGUAGUCCAUGUUUUCACUUCAAAGUAG